Molecule: messenger RNA, 7353 nt
Organism: Ruditapes philippinarum (Manila clam)
Lineage: Eukaryota; Metazoa; Mollusca; Bivalvia; Venerida; Veneridae
Exons: 22
Coding region: 33-5030 (1665 amino acids)
Source: RefSeq, a predicted model, not a curated record
AAAGAGUAGGAAUUAUAGAUUCUUAAGAAAAUAUGGAUCAUAAUUUUGACUACCUGUUGCCUACUUGUAUGUUGAGAAGUAGAGCUUUAGGUAACCAUGGAAACAAGACUCAUCAAGAAAAUCAUCUUUUUAAUAUUGAUACUGAUAAUGUUUUUAACGACACUCUGAAAGUACUAGAGUCUGACACAUGUUCCGAGAUAUCUGACAAGUCUUACGCAGAAGCCAGUUAUUAUACGCGCAUGAAAGUUUAUAAAUCACCGUAUUUGGAGAAACAAUUCUGGGCCGAUAAUGAAGACUAUAAAGCACCUUGGGAGCGAAAUCAAGGCUCUCAGUUCGAUAGAAGCUUGCAGCAGUUUCUAGAGUGGCCAGAAAAUUGUAGCGAAAGUGACGAAGAAGACGUGUUUACUUCGAACUUUAAUGAUACAGUGCGGCUGAAGCAUAGGCCUGUUGAAAGAAAAAGACGUUCAUCAAAAAGCCGUAUGGUGAAUCAAAAAAGGAUGGUUAUUCCGAAACUUGCGGUUAAUUCAGAUACGGUGCAUUCGUCGGAUAGUGAUAACAGUAUAGAUGAUGUUGGAAUGCAUUUACUUCAUCUGAAAUCAGUACACCGUUUGAAUAACAAACAUAUUGAAAAUGUUAUUGAACGCAAAGUGCCAAAAUGCAACAAGUCAGUAGAUUCCGAUUCAGACUACCGGACUUGUUCUGACACCAGCAGCUGCGAUAAAAUUGAUCUUACUUUCUCUGCACAUGAUGUUUAUAAUGAAUCUGAUUUCAAAUCGUUAAAAUAUUUAACUGCUUCUAUAGUGCACAAAUCAGAUGAUAUAUUUGUCAGACUGUCACAGAGUACAAUUUUAAAUGAGUUUAAUCAUAAAACAACAAAGGGAGUUAAUAAAAAAUCAAGGACAGGGGUGGUAACUCAUGAAAAUACAAAACUUGUGAGGACAUUAGGGAAAAAGGAAGGCGAGUUGGAAAACUUUAGAGAUCUUCUUGAGAAAGCCCAGAACUCCCUUACCAAAAGUCAAGAAGUUGUUGAGGAUCUGGAAGAGCGGUUACAGGCAGAGAGGUGUAAGUGUAAAGAAAGGGCCGGACAGAAGCAGAGAGUUGUUGAUAAUGAUGACACAUCCAGACUGCGUCACCAGCUUGCUGACCUACAGAUUCAGCUGGAGGAACAGGAAAAGCUGUACCAGUCUAAAUGUAAAGAAUUGGACAUGGUAGCACACAAGCUCAAUAUCAAGGUGACCACACAAUCAGACAACACGGAUCAUUCUGAUAUGUUACAAAAGAUAAUGGGAGAGUUACAACAUCUGAAGGGAGCUGUGGAAGGGGAGAGACAUUUACACAUAGAUAUUAAUUCUACACAUACUUCACCAAACAAAGAUGUUCCCAACUCAUGCGACCUUGAUGUAGUAAGACCUGGGCCUACUAACAAUCGCGCCUCUGUGGGUGGUAAAAAUGGCAGCCAUGUUCCUGUGUUAACCAAAUCUGCAACUUCAGAUGAGUGUGAGUCUCUGCGGAAACAAGUAGCGGACCUAAAGGCGCAAGUUCAUCAUCUACAGAACAUGUUGAAAGCCACUGAGGAAACAGUACAUCGCCAAACGCAAAAAAUGAAACAUUACAGAAAUAUGCUGAUUGAGAAUGGACUGUUAUCUAGGUCAAGGUCAAACAGCGUAUCUGAUCUCCCUAGUGCCCGCGCUAACCGAUCAAUGACGAGAAAGAUGUCGGCAGACUCAAUAUCUCCGAGAGGAAGAAGUUUGUCACCGACCCACGUUGGUAGGAGACAGCCUGAGAAUUCGGAGGAAUUUGAAAAACUUGUCAAGAACAAUAUUAAGCUGAAGGAGCAGGUAGAAGGAUACCGACGUGUAUUGAAGGUGUUCCAGAGUAGAAGUCCGAGCCCGAAUGACGAGCUCGACAAAAGUAAUGAGAAAAUCUCGGACGAUGCGGAUACUGCUCCCAUGAGCUUUGAGAGUGCUUCUUGUGUUCUGAAGAGCUGGUUUGAGAUGUUGGACAAGUAUCUGGUCGAGCGAAGUGAAUCCCAGCUUCCGGCAUCAAGUAUAGAGGUUUCUCGGUUACGACGUGGUCUGGUGCAAGCUAGAGAUGCUCUUAGGUCCAUGUCUUGUUCAGCUUUAGAUCAAGAUAAACUCAGUGAAGGAAGAUUGUCACCAGAUAGUGGCUGCUCAGAUAAUCCAACUAGUGCUCAAAACACGUUAAAGGAAUCUCCUUCAAGCAGUCCCAAAAACAGGAAAUCAACCAGUCCACAAUUUACAGUAACCAGUCCAGACAGAGUUGCUAGACUGGUACAAAAUGAGAGUCAGUCUAGAGAAACGUACAGACACGGAAGUGUGAUCCCAAGUAUGGGAAAUAUGAGCAUGUUUAGUCAUAUAGACCCCAACACUAAUGACACAAGUGUUUUCAGUACGGCCUCUGUAAAAUCAAAGGCUUCUGAUCUCCUGAGACCGGAACUUACUUCACCGCCAACAUUGCCAAACUUAAGUCCAAGAGGAAAUAGUUCUGUCAACCAACCGAAACAUUUGCAUAAUAAACAUUUGAAUAUCGACCAAUGGGAGCAAAGCUUUAUGCCAAAGUUACUAGAUGAGUCAUCCCUGGCUGAUAUAACAAACUUAGGACAGCAGUCGUUGAUUCGAUUUGAAGAUAUUUCUUUGUUGGACAUUACAUCGCAAGAUAAUCAGCAUAACAAAACCUGUAUGGCGGAUAUGAAGGAACAGAUUAAAACACUGGAAGAUAUUAUAAAUAAGUACGAGAUUCAGAUACGUCAGAAGUCUCAACCGGAUAUGGACUCGUUACAACAGCAGCUUGCGGAGUUACGGCACUUGAGAAUUCAAUUAGAGAAGGCCCUGGCAUGGAACGCGGCGUUAGAGAAACAGUUGAUAGAGCUAUAUAAUAGUUCCGAGUGUACCAUACAUGAACUCAGAUCUAAACUGGAAGACAGUGAACAUUGUGUCCUAGAAAAGGUUAAGAUUAUCACAGAGAAGGAGAAGAUUAUCUCCGAAACUCGAAUAUCUCUUGGCCAAUUUAAGGAUAACUCUAGCAAGGCUCAUGAGAGAGUUAAGUCCCUUGAAGAUAUGUGUGCACAGUUGAGAAAUGCUGUGGAGCAGUAUCAGAAAAGAUGUUCCAAGCUGCAGGAAGACAAUAAAUCUCAUAUGGAAGCUGUAUCUAGAUACCAGACGAGGGUCAAGGACUUGGAGAAAGAUGCUGUAACUAGGUCAGAGCAGAGGUCACAGGCCGAGGCCUUGAGGUCACGUAUUGAUGAACUAGAGAGUGAGGUAGAAAGGAGGCAAGAAAAUGAGCUCACAUACAAGAAAUAUCUAGAACAGACUAGAUCACAGGUGACCAAACUAACUGGCGAGCUUGAUGAGACGAGAGCGGAGAUGGACAAAAGUAAUUCUGAACUGUACAAUGUUAAGAUGGAAUUGGAAAACCUGCGAGAUGUUGUAGAAGAGCAGAACCAACAGUUAGGUGACAAGACGACCCUUAUAGACAAACUACAGACAGAUAUGAAGGUGAAGGACAUUUGCCUGAAUGAGCAAGACGCCCUCUGUCAGGAUCUGACUUCAAAACUAGAGUGUGUAACAGCAUCCGGCAGUAAAUUGUCGAGUCAACUGGAUCAACACCGUCAAACUUGUGCUAGUUACAAGAAACAGAUCGAGGAACAGGACGCAGUCACCCAGGAUCUGAAAGACCAAGUAGAUCAGCUUAGAGAUAAACUUGCUCAAUCAAUGCAACAAAGAGAAUCUCAAGAUAAGUUAUUGCAGGAGAAAGAUGAUAUGUUGAAGGAGACAACAAAAUUAAAUGAGAAAUACGUUUAUAACCUUAAAGUUCGUUACAAACAGUGUCUCAAUUACAAGAAAGAGCUAGCUGAGACAAAGAAGAAGUGCGAGGAUACAAGUGUGUUAAAUAACACACUACAGACAGAACUUUCUGUGAGACAACAACUGAUGGAGAACCAGGGUGACAUGUUGACGGAUGAUGACAAGCAUAAGAUGAUCCAGCAACUGUUGAACGAGCUUCGACUAGCCAGUUUACAGAUGACGAAGAUUCUACAACAGAACGAGAACAUUAAACAGAAAAUGACCGAACUUAUAGAGCAUAAAAAACAAGAAUUAAACAGGAUAGGUGGAGAUAAACCCGGGGGUCGUAAAAGCAGCGAAAGUGUGGAUAGACUUAGCUUUGAAGAUACGGGAGAUGACAGCUUUGGUAGUAAUCAGACAUGGCCACUGUAUGACGACCUUACUGAUGGUUUACCACGCACCGAUAAUCUCUCGUCUAGUCUGCCACUAGGAUCGAGGAAGAGUGGUUCUCGACAUCAGGAAGACAAAAACCCAUUGGAGCCUUACCUGAUUAAACAGACAUUAAAAGAGGUACCAGCAGGGGGUUCGGGGAAUCAGUUCAGUGUGCCGGGACCGAUAUACAAACAGGGCAUUACCGAUGACUGUCUCAUGUAUAACGUGAAUGACUCUCCGAAAUAUUUACAAGGUUUGACACAGGUAAAGAUUGACUCAGACAUGAGGUCAUUGUUUGCAAUAGGUAUGAUCGAUCAUUUUGAGAAGCUACGCAAAGAAACAAACGAGAGCAGCGUGAUAUUGAAGGGUUUAUCUACACGAGUCACUGAACGUCUCAAGGUGUUCAAUACCAUGCCGGCACUUGAGAGUAAAGAAUAUGGUAUAAUGAAGGAGAUAUCCUAUGCUGUGGAGAAUCUGCGUAUCUGUUGUGACAGUCAGCUCUCUCUAGUCGGCUUCUUCUGGACGAGUGAACUACCGUGUCCGAACGAGCGCGGGGAGUUUGUAAACCAGAAGCUCUUGGAUCGGAAUGCUUUGUUGAGGGAAGAAGUGAGCAGAUUGAGGGAGAAGUUAAAUAAAGACAGCAAUGGUCUGCAGAGAAGUGAGGACAUGAUCUGUGAAAGAUUGGAAUCUACAUUAAAUGUAAUUUCCCAUGCUAGACACAAUUUGGAGCACCGCCAACAACAGCAUCGACCAAACAGCCCUUAUAGGAGCCCGUCUCGUAGUCCCCGCAAAUAAUCUCUCCCACCAAAAAAUGUAAAUAUUGUGAAGUGAGACGGAUUAAGAUGUGUCCUUAGGAUCCAAAAGUUGUUAUAGCCGAGGGGAUAAAGAUGUGUAACUUGUGAAAAACUGACAUUACUGGUCUUCCAUAUUUCUCUAAUUUGCUAAUGUGCCAAUAAAGAAGGUUGAAAUAUUUAAUAUAUGAAGACAAUUGGAAGAUGAUUAUUUAAAAUGGUGAUUUCAGCAUCUCUACAGGCAGAAAAUCUUUGAUAGUAGUGCUUUACUGUUGCAAAAAAAAUGUAUAUCCAACUUAUGAAGGAUUACAGAUUGAUGUUGAAAAGAAUUUGGAACACUUUAGCUUUAUAUUGAUAGGAAACAUGUUGAUAAUUCUAUUUAUAACCAUAGAAGGUGAUAAGUAGAGUAAAAUACUAAGGUUGAAUUGAUAAAAGGAUAAAAAGUGAAGUUUAGAUCUAUGUAGCUAAAUUGUGAUAAUGACAUGAACCUCAUGUUCUCAUCUAUAAGUCACAUUUUUUAAGUCAAAAAGUGAGUAAGGAAAAAGGGGGAGCGACUUAUAAGAGGUUCAUAUCUUUUUUUUGGCGCAUUUAUAUUGUGGAUUAUGAAAAAUUGAAUUGUGAUAUAUUGUAUGUGUGUGUAUAUAUAUAUAUGUAUGUAUAUUUAUAAAAUGUUGUAGUGCUUAUAAACCUUUUUGCCAACAGUUCAUGAUAUUAUAAUGUAAAUAAAUCAUCAUUUUGUUUUCAUAGUAAUGUCUUCCACCGACUGACUGAUGCCAAAAUUUUCUUGCACUUAAUGUUUUUUCUACAUUUUUUGUCACAUAUGUUACUUUGUUCAUAUAUUGUUAAUUUUGUACAGAAGUAUUUUGAAAGGUUCUUAUAAAUUUGCCUACUCAAAUUUUAUAGAAUGGCCUAAAUACAACUUUAAAAAAAAUGUUUAUAAGUAAAAAGCCUAAUAUUGGUAAUUGCCUCAUAUAUUCAUUUUACAUAAUUGUGGUACAGCAUUGUCUUCCAUAAAGAUUUUUUAUAAAAUUUUCACAUAGGGACUACCUGUUGCUCAAAUAUAGAUAGGAGAAAGAGUUAGAAAAUAGAUUGUCUCGCCAUGUUAAAGGGUUUUAAGCUAGAUGAGGCUAUUUGCAUUCUGUCAUCCAUUUUGUUUAUAUUUUGAUUUAAAUCAUACCUUUACUUUAUACAGCGUAAGGAUAACAUUUGUUAAAUUGUGAUCAUGCGGGUAGGAAAGAUGCAAAAUCAUAUAUCACUCAACCCACUAAAAACAGCAGUACAAUAUUUUGUUAGGGAACUGUAUAAUCUGUACUCAGUAAGGGAAUUUUUUCUCUUACAUAAUUCACAAGUGUUAACAGAAAACCACCACCAGAUAUGUACCGUUUUAUUUUGUGUAUGCUUUUUGUUUCUUUUUUAAAUUUAAUAGAUCUUUUUUCCUUUUAUAGUUUAAAACCCUUUAACAUUGCAUUUAUAUCUUCAUCAAAUAGAUAAUGACAAAGUUCAUUGUACAUAAACCAUUCAGGUCAUUGUUAUAAAUUAAAGUUGGUCAUUCCUGACAGUCUCGACAUUUUUAAAGAGUUCUGUUGGAAUAAAGACCCUAUGGUGCUUCACUGUAUUCAUGUAUUUACCUAUGACAUUAAUCAGUAAAACCCAUUGUGUGUCAUAUUUAAAGUAACACACCUCCAAAUUGCAAAUUUUGUAACCAAGGACGUCAUGCGUUUUAAGAAUAAGACAUUCAACCAUUUUUGCACCAAGCCUAUGAUUGAAUGCACGCUGCUUUUUGAGCUGAAUCAGACAACGUAAUGCAAUAUUAGUACCUGAAACUAUUUUGCUCCGACUAUUUCAAUAUCCUUUACAUAGAAAGUUAGCUCAAAGCUACCAUUUUAUAAGCAAAUUUAUUUAGAAAAUACAUUGCAAGCUUUGGAUUUAUUUAAUAUGUUUAAACCAGUUUGCCCUGCAAAGUUCCCUACCAUAAUUUCCCCUUAAAGUACCCCAUUUCCCAUUUUCAUGCCCUUCAAAGUACCCCACCAUUAUUGCCCAUCAAAGUACCCCACCAUAAUUGCCCCCCUUAAGACAGCUUCAUUUUGUAAAUACAUUGCUUUAUUUAUAUAUUUCUUACAUGCAUUUCAUCAGCCACCUUUCUUACCCCUCCUAUUAACUCAUUUCUUGUAUAAAAAUGCUAAUCAAGUUUUGUAAUGUUUUUGCCUGGUUUCGUCCUCUUUGUGAAUAUUUUCAUUUAUUUCAUUGCUUAAAUUGUUUCAUUUUUCACGAUAACUGACAUUCUGUUUAAAAAAUGUUUGAUGAAGUGAAAAAAAAGGGAGUAUAAA